This is a messenger RNA of Salvia miltiorrhiza (redroot sage), 1252 nucleotides long. RefSeq names its product 50S ribosomal protein L4, chloroplastic. Lineage: Eukaryota; Viridiplantae; Streptophyta; Magnoliopsida; Lamiales; Lamiaceae. The transcript has 2 exons. Gene Ontology annotation, cellular component: ribosome. Bases 134 to 991 code for a protein of 285 amino acids. Gene Ontology annotation, biological process: translation. Gene Ontology annotation, molecular function: structural constituent of ribosome. The record is from RefSeq and is a predicted model, not a curated record.
CGACUUUACCUAACAAUACACAGAAAGCGUUUGUUGGGAAAGUAAAUUGAAAAAAGCUUGGCAACUCUCCAGUUUGCAGCUAAGGAUAACAGGAUAACAUCUCUCUUCUCUCUUUCUCACUUGUUCAACAACAAUGGCGACCGCAUCGCCUUCAUCAAUCUCCUUCUUCUCCUCCUCCAUUUUCCUCUCCACUCCCAACCCCUCCCCCAAAACCCUCCACUUCCCCCGCCUAAGGCCGCGCGCCGCCGCAAUCCAGGCGGAGCUGGCCACAGUCCCCGUGCUCUCCUUCGAAGGCAACCAGGUGGGAACCACCACCCUCAACUUAAAAUCCGCGCCCCCGGAGACCGCGCGCUCCGUCGUCCACCGCGGCAUCACCACCGACCUCACCAACCGGCGGCGCGGCACGGCGUCCACCCUCACCCGCGCCGAGGUCCGCGGCGGCGGGAGGAAGCCCUACCCGCAGAAGAAGACCGGCGGCGCCCGCCGCGGGUCGCAGCGGACGCCGCUCCGCCCCGGCGGCGGCGUCAUCUUCGGCCCCAAGCCCAAGGACUGGUCCAUCAAGAUCAACAGGAAGGAGAAGAGGCUGGCGAUCUCGACCGCCAUUGCGAGCGCGCUGCAGAACACGAUCGUUGUUGAGGAUUUGGAGGAGAAAUUCGAGAAGCCGAAGACGAAGGAGUUCAUCGCGUUGAUGAAGAGGUUAGGGUUGGACCCGAAGAGGAAAUCGAUGUUUCUGAUGACGGAGGUGCCGGAUAGUUUGCGGCUGUCGAGUAGGAAUGUGGGGACGCUGAAGAUGCUGACGCCGAGAACGCUCAAUUUGUUCGACAUUUUGGAUGCGGAGAGCUUGGUUCUCACCAAAGGGGCGGUCGACUUCUUGAAUGAGAGGUAUGGAUUAGAUGAAGAUGAUGAGGAUGAGGAUGAGUUUGAAGAAGUGGAGGAUGAUGCUGCUGAUCAAGGAGCUGAGGUAGAAGGGGACACCGAUUCAUCGCAGUGAAACUCUCUCUCAACCGGUGCAAACGCUAUCUAUUGCCAGAACCAACAGCCAGUAUUUGUUAAUGUUUCAGGUUGCAAGUCAUGACUGCCUGUAUUUUUUGUUAGCAAUUAGUACUGCUGCAAUCUCAAAUUUUGUAUUCUAGCUUCAUUGUUCAAUGGGUUUGCUGCUUCAAAUUUUGACCAGUAGGUGAAAAUGUUGCUAGGAUGCCUAUGUAUGUAAACCACACUAUUUUCUGGUAAAUUCAUGUUCGUCUAUCUACAA